Messenger RNA from Hydatigera taeniaeformis, 2208 nucleotides. The record is from the annotation of a GenBank genome assembly. Lineage: Eukaryota; Metazoa; Platyhelminthes; Cestoda; Cyclophyllidea; Taeniidae.
AUGAAAACAAUUGGAAUACAAUCUGGAUAUGCCAUUCUUUUGACUUCAGAUACAAGAGAGCGGGGUGCCUGUUUUCUGCCUCGUUAUCAUCCUGGUGUAUGGCGUCGACCUGGUCGAUACAGUUGCUGUGAUGACAUCAAUCGUCGUUCUCUUGGUUGCCAGAAUACAACUGACUCUGGGACGAACACCGACGCGUCCGAGGCUCGUCGCUUCUCUGCUUUCCCAGGUUGCCUUCCCCCUGUUACCUCAACCGAAGUCCAGACGCCUUCAGCGCCUCCUCUGGGCGGCCAACAGUCGGUUGCCGUCCAAGCUCCUCCCCCUCCUCCUACUCAGGUGCCCCAGCAAUCUGUGGCCCAGUCGGUCGCAGGAAAGGUGAUAAUGGCUACCCCUCCCGCUCCUCCUCCAAAUCCCGUCAGCAUGUUUACCCAACAGCAGUUACUCUUUCAACAGCAGCAACAGCAACAGCUGUUGCUAGCUCAGCAACACAAGUUGAGCAUGCUUGCUGCUCAACCGCAUUUGCAACAGCAGCAACAACAGUUGGCUUCUCGCCGAUCCGGAAGACUGCCUCAAUCUCCUGGUGGCCAAUCUUUUGAUUGGGUCUACAACGGUUGCUGGCGUAAGGUGUCAGAGGAGAAUGAAAAGACCGUGAUCGCUGUGCAUAACUACAAUCCUGUGCGUGAGAAUCAGCUGCCUCUUCAGAAGGGAGAAAAAUAUUACGUGGUGAAUGACAGUAACGCUCAGUGGUGGUACGUUCGCAAUAUGGCCGGUCAAUCCGGCUAUGUGCCUACAAACUACAUCCACAAACCAAAUAGUCUCAACUCUUUCGACUGGUAUUACAAAGACAUCACUCGCCAACAAGCCGAAGCCAUUCUUUUGGAGGAGAAUCGAGAGGGCUGCUUCCUGGUUCGAGAUUCGGUGAGCAAAAAGAACACCUAUACACUGUCGGUGACUUCGAAGGAUCCGGAUGUUGCUGGUAAGCUGCGGGUGCACCACUAUCACAUCCACCGGACGGAAGCAGGCACCAAUCUUUCCAACGGCCACACUAACGGUGGGGCUCCUGGUGCCCCAGCCAACGGCAGCGCCGGUAACAGUGCCAUUACCAAUGGCGGCAAUGGUGGACAGGUCAACGGUGGAGUGAGUGCUGGUGUUAGUGCAGGUAGUGGCGGUGAGGCGCAGUUCUACCUCUCGGAGAAGCACGCCUUCCCGACCAUUAGCGAGGUGAUUCACUACCACAAACACAACUCCGGGGGCCUGGUGGUGCGUCUACGCUCCCCUCCUGUGAAGGACCGCGAGAGUCCUGUUACGGCUGGUAUGGGUCUCGACGAGUUCGAGCUCGACCCUGCCGAACUGCAAAUCGACCCAGAGCCCAUCGGCAAAGGCCAGUUUGGGGUUGUCAAGAGAGGCAAAUUUCGUAACAUUCCAGUUGCAGUUAAGCAAAUGGUCGAAAACGCUAUGAAUGAGGAGGACUUUAUUGAAGAGGCGAAGAAUAUGCGCUUUCUUAAUCACCCCAAUCUUGUGCAAUUGUUCGGUGUUGUGCUGAAGAAACGGCCCAUCAUGAUUAUCACAGAAUAUAUGAAAUACGGGUCACUACGGGAUUUCCUUCGCCAGCGCCAGUCCCAGUUUUGCAAUCGUCCAGUGGUGCUAGCGGAUAUUUGCGCCCAAGUAGGCAAUGGGAUGGCCUAUCUCGAGCGUGAACAGUUCGUGCAUCGGGACCUGGCCGCGCGAAAUUGCCUGGUUAAGUCAGUUUCGCGCAAUUCAGUAGUGGUCAAGGUGGCUGACUUCGGCAUGGCCCGCUUCCUCCUGGACAACGUUUAUGAGCCCAGUGCUGGAACCAAGUUUCCUGUCCGUUGGGCUGCUCCAGAGGUCUUUCAGUCUGUCUACACUGACAAAGCUGAUGUUUGGAGCUUUGGCAAGUGCAUAGAUUUGGGAUCGUAUACCCUUGUUAAAAAUACUUUUUUUGUGAAUUCAGGCGUUCUUAUGUGGGAGGUGUUUACUUACUGCUUGGAGAAUCCAUACCAUGGGAUGAACAAUUCGCAGGUAUACCAGUUCAUAGUCGAUGGGGGACGUCUGCAUAAACCGGCCGUCUGUCCCGACCGAAUCUACGUUCUCAUGCUCGAGUGCUGGCAACACGAUCGGAAUAGACGCCCAGCGUUCGAGUAUAUCUGUCAAAAAAUCGGUGAUUACUUGGAUCAGAACUGUGAAAACUGA